UAACUAAUCAAACUUUUCUUAAUAACAUAACCUAUGUAAAAAAUUUAAAAAUAUUUUUUGGUUUUGCACGAACUAUGACUACAAUAAAGUCUCCAUUAUCGUUUGCUAUAUUAGGAAAAUGUGGCUCUUCUAAAGCUCGAGUCGGAAAGAUCACAUUACCACAUGGACCGGUUGAUACACCUGUGUUUAUGCCAGUUGGCACUCAAGGUACACUAAAAGGGAUGCUACCCGAGCAACUUAAAGCUAUGGGAGUUCAAAUUCUGUUAGCCAACACAUAUCACUUAGGGACCAGACCGGGUGUAGAUAUUUUGCUUAAAGCCGGUGGACUGCAUAAGUUUAUGAACUGGGAUGGAAACCUUCUCACUGAUUCAGGGGGGUUUCAAAUGGUCUCCCUUUUGAAAUUGGCAGAGAUAACAGAACAAGGGGUUAAAUUCGAAUCCCUAAAUGAGCAAAAAGAUCAAGUGAUGUUAUCACCUGAACAUUCCAUUGAAAUCCAAAAUGCCAUUGGGGCAGACAUUAUUAUGCAGUUAGACGAUGUAGUGAAAACAACAGUACCCGACAAAGAAAGAAUAGAAGAGUCAGUUCACAGAACUACACGAUGGUUAGAUAGGUGUAUUAAAGUACAUCAAAAUCCCUCUACACAAAAUAUAUUUCCCAUAGUACAAGGAACACUCUACCAGGAUUUGCGCAAGAUAAGCAUUGCGGAUCACAUUAAAAGGGAUGUGAAUGGAUUCGCAAUAGGAGGGCUAAGUGGUGGUGAAAGCAAGGAUGACUUUUGGAAAAUUGUCCACUUAUGUACUGACCUAUUGCCUAAAAACAAGCCCAUUUACUUAAUGGGGGUCGGAUUUGCUACAGACCUUGUUGUGUGUUCCGCCUUGGGUGUCGAUAUGUUCGAUUGCGUUUUUCCAACAAGGACUGCUCGGUUUGGCUGUGCUCUCACAAUGGUUGGCCAAAUCAAUUUGAAGAAGAAACAGUAUGCCACGGAUCUGCAGCCAAUCGAUAAAGAUUGUGAUUGCAGUACUUGUAAAAAUUACACAAGAGCAUACUUGCAUGGUAUUGUGACUGACCUGCCUGUGGCUUGCCAUUUGAUUACCGUCCAUAAUGUAGUUUUUCAAUUGAGAUUGAUGAAAACAAUCCGGGAUAGUAUUCUGAAUGGGACGUUUGUCGAAUUUGUCCAACAAUUUAUGCUGGCAAUCCAUCCUGAUAGAGACUACCCCACCUGGAUAAAAGAUUCCUUAACUGCUGUAAAUAUUCCCUUAUUAUAACAAUGGCUUGGUUUUAUUGCGUAUACGCAUAUCACUAGCUAGCCUAGUCUCUGUAUCAUUCCAUAGAUAAGUAUCAACCAGCAACAGUAUUUUCUACCAAAUAUUUAAUUUGUACCUUUUUUGUAGCUUUUACAGUUAUAUAGUUUUACCUCGAAUUAACAAUUACUAGUCUCAGAAUGGACCUUAUCUCCAUUGUAAUUGUAUCCAGUUACCUUUAUGCGAACUUUUAUUUAUUAUUUGGGUUAUAUUUGCUGGUAAAUUCAUACUAUUUAUUGUAUUGAUGUGAAUGUUUUUGGAGUAAUAUAACAUUAAAAGUA
Dendroctonus ponderosae (mountain pine beetle) is the source of this 1582-nucleotide messenger RNA. Its product is annotated as queuine tRNA-ribosyltransferase catalytic subunit. The transcript has 7 exons. Gene Ontology annotation, molecular function: tRNA-guanosine(34) queuine transglycosylase activity. Bases 75 to 1265 code for a protein of 396 amino acids. Lineage: Eukaryota; Metazoa; Arthropoda; Insecta; Coleoptera; Curculionidae. Gene Ontology annotation, cellular component: cytosol. The record is from RefSeq and is a predicted model, not a curated record.